Spinacia oleracea (spinach) is the source of this 1068-nucleotide messenger RNA. RefSeq lists its product as uncharacterized. The record is from RefSeq and is a predicted model, not a curated record. The coding region runs from base 29 to 763 and encodes 244 amino acids. The transcript has a single exon. Gene Ontology annotation, biological process: shoot system development; root development. NCBI's taxonomy places the organism in Eukaryota, Viridiplantae, Streptophyta, Magnoliopsida, Caryophyllales, Amaranthaceae.
GAGAGAGAUCAUAAUUAAGAGAUCGAUAAUGUCAUCUCCUUGCCCUAACUUCACUGAUUUAAGUGACCUCCACAAAUGUGCAAAUGAUUUGCUACACUCUCCCCAUAUCCAACAAGCCCUCCACCACCACCACCACCACCAACAACAACAACAACAACAACACGAGGCGAUGUCGUCCGUUCGAGAGAUUUCAGACGCGUCUUUGAAGAUGUUGGAUUUGUGUGGUACAACAAGGGAAUUCCAUUUACUUAUUAAACAACACCUUCAAGACCUACAACACACACUCCGUCGAGCCAAGAUCGAGGAGUUUGACUUCGACGCCCACAUCUUGGUACAUAACGUAUACCGGAAGAAGCUCAAGAAGAAGGUAUCUAAAUGCCUUAGGAAUACUAAAGGGUUCAAGAGUAAAUAUUUUACGUCCGACCUUUCGCUUUUAGACCAUAGUCUUAUUGUAGUUGUUCAUGUUUUGAGGGAGGUUAGAGGUGCUACAAUAUCUACAUUAGAAUCCCUUUUAUCUCUUGUUAUAUUGCCAACUAAUAUACCUAGAAUUAAUAGUGGCCAAAGCUCGUCGUUUUCGUCGAAAUUAAGGAGAAUUAAUUGCCGAAGGUUGUUGGAGAGAUGUGAUUCAAUGGAUGUUGUAGUGGCAAGUAAGAGGUUAGAGGAAGUAGCAAGUGCAAUGGAGGAGCUUGAGGUGGAGUUAGAGUCUAUCAUUAGACGUUUGUUGAGAACUAGAGUUUUACUCCUUAACAUACUCACUAAUUAAUUAUCUUAACUAGUGUGUAACCUGGGUGAUGCCCCGGUUGCUACUUUGAAUAAUUAAAAUUCGAAUUUUUUUUCAACUCAAUAUUUGACUAAGAUACAUGUAGAACAUAAAAGUGAAAAGAUUAAUUAAGUUCAUCAACUAUACAUGUACAUUACCUUCAUCAUGCAAAGUAAUUUUCCUAAUAUUUUAAUUGUUUAAUUCACGGUUUUCCUAAUAUUGUAACUGUUACUUUAUCAAAUAUAGUCCAUACGAAAUAAGAACUAACAUAAAAAUUUAGUUGUUUUAGUCUUCAUGUUAACAUGUAU